CCACUGCCUCUUCUUACAACUUCUCUAUCUCCUCCUACAAAAUAAACCCAUUCCUCCCUCACGCUAUCGAGCUUCCAUACACAACAAUCAUCCUUGAAAACUAAAAUAUACCACCAUAUAUAUAAUGACUGGGAAGACGACUGCAUGUGCGCCAGCACUACCACUUUUCCUGUCUUCAUCAUUCUGCUUCUUCCUUGCUUGCUUUGUUCCAUACGCGUUCUACUGUGCUUGUGGGGCAGAGGGUGGCGGCGAUCAUACUCACGAGGGAGCAAAGGUGAAAGGAAUGUUUGUGUUUGGAAGCUCUCUGGUUGACAAUGGCAACAACAACUUCCUGCCCAACACCAUGGCCAAGGCUGACUACCUCCCCUACGGCAUAGACUUUCCUCUUGGGCCUUCAGGCAGAUUCACCAACGGCCGGAAUGUCGUUGACUUCCUCGGCGAUCUCCUCCACCUCCCUUCCCUCAUUCCGCCGUUCGCCGACCCCUCCACCCGCGGAAGCAGAAUCAUUCACGGCGUCAACUUCGCCUCCGCCGCCUCCGGAAUCCUAGACACCACCGGCUCCGUUGCAGGCCGUGUGAUGAGCAUGAAUGAACAGAUCAAGAAGUUUGAGGAGAUAACAGUGCCGGAGUUGGAAGCAGAGGUGGGGCGCAGAAGCAGGGAGUCACUUCUCCAUGAAUACUUGUUUAUGGUGGGAACGGGUGGCAACGACUACUCAUUGAACUACUUCCUGAGGAAGAGUAACUCUCAUCACAACACCACUGUCAGUGAUCUUCAGGCCUUCACUGCCAUUCUCACAGCCUCUCUGUCCUCCCAAUUAAAGAAGUUGUACAAAUUGGGUGGUAGGAAAUUUGUGGUGAUCUCAGUGAACCCAAUAGGUUGCAGUCCAGGGCUGCGGCUGGAGAAAAAGGAGAGGUGUGUAGGAGUUCUGAACCUGGCAGCUCGCCUCUUCAACCAGAGAUUGAAGUCAUUGGUGGAUGAGAUGAAGCCACAAAUGCCUGGUUCCUCCCUUGUUUAUGUCAGCUCCUACAACAUUAUCAUGGACAUCAUCAGCCACCCUCUCUCCAAAGGUAUAAGUGAUGUGAGAAACGCUUGCUGCGAGGUAGAGUCAAAAGAGGAAGGUGGGAAUGGGAUAUUAUGCAGAAAAGGAGGGAGGGUUUGUGCAAACAGGAACCUGCACCUCUUCUUUGAUGGGUUGCAUCCCACUGAGGCUGUCAACUUCCACAUUGCAACCAAAGCUUUUGCUUCUACUCAUCCACAUGAAGUUUAUCCUGUUAAUGUUAAGAAAUUAGCUCAACUUUAGACCACCCCCAACCAACCCCUUUUUUUCUUUUUUCGGUUUUCUUUUUAAAUGUAGAACUUUAGACUUAAUUACUAUCUCUCUCUCUCUCUCUCUUGGUGUGUGUUUGUGUGUGUAUAUGUUUAAUGUAGAACUUUACUAGACUUCUUAUCUCCACCUCUUUUGCUAACUUAUCAUUUCUUCUCUUGCUACUUUAA
Messenger RNA from Malania oleifera, 1494 nucleotides. Its product is annotated as GDSL esterase/lipase At1g71250-like. The transcript is spliced from 4 exons. The record is from RefSeq and is a predicted model, not a curated record. NCBI's taxonomy places the organism in Eukaryota, Viridiplantae, Streptophyta, Magnoliopsida, Santalales, Ximeniaceae. The coding region runs from base 125 to 1300 and encodes 391 amino acids. Gene Ontology annotation, molecular function: hydrolase activity, acting on ester bonds.